This is a messenger RNA of Anolis sagrei ordinatus, 1621 nucleotides long. The record is from RefSeq and is a predicted model, not a curated record. Lineage: Eukaryota; Metazoa; Chordata; Lepidosauria; Squamata; Anolidae.
CGGCCAAUCAGAGCCCGCGCCGUCCCUGGGCUUUUCACCCAUUUGGAGUUUUGUAAUUGUUUGUCUGCUUUUGGGAGGAAGAAGAAGAAAGAAGAGAAGGAAGAAGACGGAAGAGAGGAAGGAAGAAGAGGAGGCGCCCCCUCAUUGCAGAUCAGGAAACGAUGCACGAAGGAGCCUCGAAAUGAAUGACGCAGAAAGGAAGCCAUUCGGAUCAAUGGAAGAGGAGCGCAGUUACUGGAAAGAGUUGGCCGCCAAAUAUAAAGAAUGUGCGGACAACGCGCAGGAAGAGCUGCGGGAGUUUCAGGAAGGCAGCCGGGAGUACGAAGCGGAGCUGGAAAUGCAGUUGCAGCAAAUGGAGACCCGGAACCGGGACCUGCUUUCGGAGAACCACCGGCUCCGGGGGGAGAUCGAGGCCGUGAAGGAGAAGAUCACGUCCCAACACUCGGAAGGCUACCAUCAGAUCUCGGUGCUGGAGGAGGAGCUGGCCCAGACGAAAGCCAUCAAGGACCAGCUGCAGAAAUACAUCCGCGAAUUGGAGCAAUCCAAUGAUGACCUGGAGCGGGCCAAGAGGGCCACCAUCAUGUCCUUGGAGGACUUUGAGCAGCGGCUGAACCAGGCCAUUGAGCGCAACGCCUUCCUGGAGAGCGAACUGGACGAGAAGGAGACCCUCCUGGAGUCUGUCCAGCGGCUCAAGGACGAGGCCAGAGACCUGCGCCAGGAAUUGGCCGUCCAGCAAAAGCAGGAGAAACCCAAGGCUUUAGCGGAGAGUCCUUUGGAGGCCGCCUCUGUUCCAUCCACCCCUUUGACCUGCAGGACGCCCAGCCUCGGAGUGACGCCUUUGGGAGGAUCAUUCAGGAGAGGUUUGGAGGAGAGUUCUAAUAGUGCGACUCCGCUGACCCCUGCGGCCCGAAUAUCAGCACUCAACAUUGUGGGGGACCUUCUCCGGAAAGUUGGGGCCUUGGAGUCCAAGCUGGCCUCUUGCCGGAACUUUGUCUAUGACCAGGCGCCCUACUACAACAGGAGCCCCUUGGCCACUUCCGGGCCCCAUGGAUGGAGUCCGCGGCCGGUCCGCCUCACAGGGCCAGCGGGGAUGCCUCCGCAAGGCGUUGUCCAGAUGCUGCUUUGAAGAACCGCAAGGACCUGACCGUUCAUUUCGUUGCAUCCAUUUCCAGCAGAAAGCAAUUAAAAUGCAGGAAACGAGAGAGGCAUCAAUUGCUCUAUCUGGCUCCAGCAGAAAAGGGAUGAUGGGAUUGCAGUCCGGAUUUGCAAAACCUGGAUUCCGGGGUCCAUCCGCCAAACGCAAUAAACUGGAUUCUUCCAUCGGAUCUCAUUGCGAAAAGAAGCCAUGAAGGGGGUGAUGGGAUUUGCAGUCCUGUUUUGCAACAACCGGGUUCUCGGGCACAUUUCCCAAACGCAGCAAACUGGAUUAUUCCCCGUUGCAGAAAAAGACGCAAACGGACGGAGGGAUGGGAAGCUAUUUCUUGCCAAUAUAGUGACAUAAUUUGGGGUUAUUUUGCAAAUCGAGAUUGCUUUUAUUUUGCUUUUAAAGGAAAGCAAAACCCAAUGUUGCAAACCCCUUUGGAUUUAGAUAUUUUUAAUACAGAAUUCCUAGUUCACUGCA